Molecule: messenger RNA, 513 nt
Organism: Metopolophium dirhodum (rose-grain aphid)
Lineage: Eukaryota; Metazoa; Arthropoda; Insecta; Hemiptera; Aphididae
Product: KRAB-A domain-containing protein 2-like
Exons: 1
Coding region: 1-513 (170 amino acids)
Biological process (GO): DNA integration
Molecular function (GO): nucleic acid binding
Source: RefSeq, a predicted model, not a curated record
AUGUGGCCCGAAUUAAAAAUAGUGCAUGGCAAACCGAGGCACAGUCAAUCUCAAGGUAGUGUAGAACGUGCAAAUCAGGAUAUUGAAAAUAUGUUGACAACAUGGAUGCAAGAUGAAAAAAACCGACACUGGAGCAAAGGACUUCGAAUCAUCCAGCUUAUGAAAAACCGAGCUUAUCAUUCUGGUAUUAAAAUGUCUCCAUGUGAAGCUAUAUUUGGCUGCAAAAUUAAAAUUGGUCUAAACACUUCAAAUUUACCACACGAUGUAAUAAGUAUGAUAGAAAAUAAAGAACAGUUAGCUGAAUUAAUUACAGAACAAUCACAAAAUAUCGAAAAUGAAGUAUCAGCUGACACAGAACAUAUCACAGAACAACCACAAAAUAUUGAAAAUGAAGUAUCAGAAACAGAAAAAAUUACAGAACAACCGCAAAACAUCGAAAAUGAAACAUCAGACACAGAACAACAAUUAGCUACAACUAUCGAAUUAAAUAAUGAAAACGCCAAUGUCAUGUGA